This is a messenger RNA of Phytophthora sojae, 1008 nucleotides long. RefSeq lists its product as hypothetical. Gene Ontology annotation, molecular function: phosphoprotein phosphatase activity. The coding region runs from base 1 to 1008 and encodes 335 amino acids. Lineage: Eukaryota; Oomycota; Peronosporomycetes; Peronosporales; Peronosporaceae. The record is from RefSeq and is a predicted model, not a curated record. The transcript has a single exon.
AUGAUGCCCAACACCCGAUCCAAGACGCAGACGAACCUGAACGCUCCUCCAAAGGCGGACGGAGCCAAGCCCGGCGGUCGGUUGUUCCACAACGCGGUGUUCUCGCGUCGGAGCUUGAGUAGCAACGCGCUGGAUACUGGCGCCAAAAAGUCGUCGCCCAAGAAGCCGCUCGCAGACCUGAAUCCGACGAACCCGCUGGCGAGCAUCGUGCACCAGGCCGACAAGAACGGCAAGCAGCAGCCCAUUCUCGCUACCGGGCGUCGCAUCGCCCGUGAGGGUUCGGCGGCCAAUGGACAGCAGGGAAGCUUCCGGAACUUGUUCGCGAAUAUCUGGUCGGCGCUUGGAAUCAACGAGCAGCAGCAGCAACAGGCGCUCGACAAGAAGGCGCAGGGCAAGUCGUCACCGCCCAAGCCGAAGGCGGCAGCGGCGUCUGGAACCAUCGAGCUACGCAAGAGCGUCCUGCCCCCGCUUGCACCCGAUGAUGCCAACAAGAAGUGUUUGGUGCUCGACCUGGACGAGACGCUCGUGCACUCGUCGUUCCGACCCACUACCAACCCCGAUUACAUCAUCCCCGUUGACAUUGACGGCACGAUCCACCAGGUGUACGUCUGCAAGCGCCCGGGGGCUGAGGAGUUCCUCGUGGAGAUGUCGAAAUACUACGAGAUUGUGGUCUACACGGCCAGCUUGAGCAAGUACGCGGACCCGCUUCUGGACAAGCUGGACCUGGAAAACGUCAUCAAAUACCGACUUUUCCGCGAGCACUGCGUCCAGUACGAGGGCAACUACGUGAAGGACCUGUCGCUGCUCGACCGCGAGAUCCCGCAGACGAUCAUCAUCGACAACUCGCCCAUGUCGUACAUUUUCCACCCGAGGAACGCCAUCGGCUGCUCCAGCUUCAUCGACGACCCGAACGACCGCGAGCUCGAGUCCAUCUCGCGUUUCCUGACCAAGAUCCACGACGUCGAAGACGUGCGCGACCACCUGCACAUCUGGGACGCCAACUAUUAA